AUGACUAUCUGUCCCCAUUGCUCUCUGUCCUCCAGACUGCAGGCAGUCGGCCAGGACGCCCAGCCCUUCCGACUCCCCACCACCGUGACCGAGCUCUACACGGAGGUGUUCCGGCGUCUUCUCAUGUCGCCCUACUCCGUCAAACCCUACAUCCUGGACGGAGACAGGUCGUGGAAGGACAUCCACCUCCGACUCAUGGCGCUCGGUCAAAUCGCCUGGGAGGAGCUCAAGUGCAACAGGACGACGUUUUCCGUACAGGACUUAAGAGACACCUACAAGGUUCUGGACAGACUCCUACCCAUGGGGGUUCUGAGGAUUGAGAAACAGUACGAGAGGGGACUACAGAACGAGCUGGUGCUGUCACAGAAGUGCUCGUUUAUUAACAGAACAUGGCAGGAGUACUUCGCAGCUUUUUACGUAGGAGAGAAGGCGAAGAGUCAACCGAAUUCUCGGCAAACCGCGCAAUACCUGCAGGCAUGCCUGGAACGGGACAACUCUCUGGUUUGUCUUUUCACAGCCGGGCACCUGAAGUCCAAGGCCAGCCCGCUGAUCCGGACCAUCGAGCGGGAGAUCAAGUUCUACCGGAAGGAGGUGGAGCGGGUGCCCAAGUCUCGCGAGGCCGAGCUCCGGCUAACCGACCUGCUGCGGACCGGGCUGGAGUGUUUGCAGGAGUGCCGAUCUCAGACUAGCUUCGUGCACGUUCUGGCGCAGUUCUUCACGGAGAAGCUGCACAUCACGGAGAAGUGCACGGCGGCGUGUCUCUACAGCAUCGCGGACGUGCUCAAGUUCCAGGGCAGGGAGCAGACGGGCCGCAGGGACCAGGUCUUCGUCAACACACUACAGGUAACAUGA
Molecule: messenger RNA, 852 nt
Organism: Branchiostoma belcheri (Belcher's lancelet)
Lineage: Eukaryota; Metazoa; Chordata; Leptocardii; Amphioxiformes; Branchiostomatidae
Exons: 5
Coding region: 1-852 (283 amino acids)
Source: RefSeq, a predicted model, not a curated record